AUGUUAGACCGACAGACAUCUUACAUCGUGCGACGGCAAGGUGAUAAUGUUCGUAAUUUUUAUUUUGUGGCGAUUUUUAACGCACAACGUAUUUGCUCCCAUGAGCCUGCGAUUGUGCAUACACAAUACGGUAAUGUAUCAGGUUAUCAGAUUGAAUUGGCUCGUGUCUUCUACGGUAUUCCAUUUGCUCAACCACCUAUUGGAAUAUUGAGAUGGCAGCCCACAUUACCUGUCACUAAGUGGGACCACAAAGUGAUAAAUGCGACACAACCGCCUCCUGCUUGUUCACAACCAGCAAGUGUAAUAAAUGGCAUUAUUACUCCAAGUACUAUGUCCGAAGACUGUCUAUAUUUGAACAUAUUCACACCAUUGAUUGAAGAUUCGUCACGUGAGAGUCUUCUACCAGUAAUGAUCGUUAUUCAUGGUGGCGACUUUCAGUUUGGCUGGGCGUCACAAUCAAACUUCGAGUCUGAGCGUUUAGUCAAUACAACCAAUGUAAUCAUUGCACUAAUUCAAUAUCGAAUAGGUGCAUUGGGAUUUUUGGCAACUGGGAAUGGUCCCAAUGGUAUUAAAUGUAAUUAUGGCAUACUCGAUCAACGUCUGGCUAUUGCAUGGAUAGAAGCCAAUAUUAAUACAGUCGGACGAGAUCCUAAUGAAAUUUAA
Rotaria socialis is the source of this 663-nucleotide messenger RNA. The record is from the annotation of a GenBank genome assembly. NCBI's taxonomy places the organism in Eukaryota, Metazoa, Rotifera, Eurotatoria, Philodinida, Philodinidae.